UCCGCUCGUCUUCUUUCCGCUCGUCUACUUCGCCGAACGAGGUUCCGCCCAUCGAAGCUUUCCUUCGUCGCGGUUUCUCUCUCCUCCUCCCAUCUUCCCCCACUCGAAGGCCGACGCCUCCUCGAUACGCGUCCGUCUUCGCCGAUCGGGAAAAAGGGUUCCCCUUUUAACCCCCCCCGCUAUCGCCGCUGCAGCUGCAAGGUGUCCGAGCUCGGCGCUUCGAGAUCGAGUCACGCGAUGGCGAGCCAACAGCAGAAAGCCUCGGUUCACGACUUCACCGUCAAGGAUGCUAGGGGGAAUGACAUCGAUCUCAGCCAGUACAAGGGGAAAGCCCUGCUGAUCGUCAAUGUUGCAUCGCAAUGUGGCUUGACAAACUCAAACUACACAGAGCUGAGUAAGCUUUAUGAGAAGUACAGAAAUCAAGGUCUGGAGAUUCUGGCUUUUCCGUGCAACCAAUUUGGAUCUCAGGAACCGGGGACCAACGAGCAGAUCCAAGAAUUUGCCUGUACUCGAUUCAAGGCUGAAUACCCUGUCUUUUCUAAGGUUGACGUGAAUGGUGCGAAUGCUGAUCCAUUGUACAAAUUCCUGAAAUCUAGCAAAGGUGGGUUCUUUGGCGACGGCAUCAAAUGGAACUUCACCAAGUUCUUGGUCGACAAAGAGGGGAAUGUAGUCAAGCGUUACGCUCCAACAACUUCACCCCUGAGUUUCGAGAAGGAUGUGAAGAAACUGCUGGGGGUUGAGUGAAUUUCAUAAGGGUGGACGGUUUCUGAUUCUGGUUGAUAAAUAAUGAGGGAAGCAGACUUGGGGAGUAGCUUUGUGAGGAGACCUCUUAUGUAUGGAUGUUGUUCAAUUACACCGCAGUUAUUGUAGCUAGUAACGUUCUAAUACUAAGUUUCAAAUCGAACACCAUUUUUCUCUGUC
Molecule: messenger RNA, 921 nt
Organism: Syzygium oleosum
Lineage: Eukaryota; Viridiplantae; Streptophyta; Magnoliopsida; Myrtales; Myrtaceae
Product: probable phospholipid hydroperoxide glutathione peroxidase
Exons: 6
Coding region: 238-744 (168 amino acids)
Biological process (GO): response to oxidative stress
Cellular component (GO): cytosol
Molecular function (GO): glutathione peroxidase activity
Source: RefSeq, a predicted model, not a curated record